AUGACACGCCGGGGAGGCGGCAAGCCACCAUAUCACUGCGCGAUCUGCGAGCAAUCCUUCACCAUCAAAGCUGAUCUCCGCCAGCACACUACCAAUCACAGCGACAUAAGCAACAAGAAGCUCAUUUGUGCCACUUGUGGGUGGAAUUUCGAUGACUCCCACGCCCUAGAGCUUCAUCGAAUCCAGAGUAGCCACGGAGAUCCACAGACAGCUCGCCCAAACCCGCGAAACGAAGGCUUCGAGCCCUUCACAGAAGAAUCCGAAAUGGCAGUCACCUGCAAUCGGUGCCAGGAGACCUUCACCAACCAGAAACAACACAAUGCCCACCGCAGCAACGUCGCCUCCAACUGUGCCGAUUGGAGGCACACUGCCCCAAAGCACUCCGCCACAUCUCCCGAAGCUGCCCGGGGUUAUGUUGACCUGGACAGACCCAAAGACGGAUCGCCAAUCGUACCCUUCUAUGAGGAGCCCAACGCAUCAUCAUCAUCAGAAGCUGAUACUGUUGACAGCGACGACGGAGUAAAAUGCCACGACUGCAAGCGUGUGUUCCACUCGAGAGGUCACUACAACAACCAUAUGCUAGGCUGCACGCCCAUCUCGUCGUCCAAGAAGCACCGCCAAGUACUGGAAGCCACUAAACAAGGUAGCAAUACAUGGACAAUCACAAACCACGUAAGAGCUAGUCCGCAGCAACGCCAGGCCCCUACAGCAGCACCCGCACCUCGCGCCCAAUCUUCGUCGUCCACCUUGUCUGCUCCAAUCAAUGACUUGAGUAGCUUCGCGUGCAAUGUCAAAGGCUGCGGUAGGAUAUUUAGAUCGGAAGCUGGCCUUAAUCAACACAAGACUGAUGCCCAUGGUAUUGGUGGUCAGGCACUGAAUGCGGUCGGUCGAGCCGUGAGGGAGCAGAUGAGGCAAGAAGGCCUACUACUGCAACCUUCCUCCGCGUCGUCUCGCGGUCGUGGUCAGCGAGGUCGCCCUGCCCCACGCGCGUCACCUUCCGCUCCUCGUGGUGCUCCUUCGGCGUCUCGUAUGGCACCUCCAGCACCCCAAAUGACACCUUCCAAACAUCGUACGACGCAGCAAGUAUCCUCGCAGCCCCUAACUUUCGCUCGGCCUAUGCCAAUACAACAUCAUAUGCCGCCUACUCAGCCUGUCCAACUACCCACCAGUACGAUCAUGAGCGGUGUUGCCGAGCUGGAUCAAGCCAAACAAGUCCAAGCGAAGAUCCUGCGGCUUCUGAUUCAGUCCGACAUCUUCAUCCAACACGAUGGUAAGAUGAACGUCUGCGGGAUUGACUGGACUCGUAUUGGCGUCGCAAAACAGCAUGAAGUCGUUGCCAUGUUCGAUACAAUGUGCCAUCUCCCGAAGAUCCUACAAGGCGAAUACGUACCGGCUCCAAAGGCCUUCAAGGACGACUACAACACUGAGUAUCCGUUUCGCGACUUUGAGCCCUCUCCCGCUCGUAACCCAUCAAAGCCUGCUUUGGAUGUUGUCGCCAUCUCAUGCAGUAAAGUUGCGCUUAAGGGCGGCUUUCAGGAGAUUGUAAAAAUCGCAGCUGUCGACCUUGCCACCUGCCGAAUCCUCAUGAAUCACCUCGUCUGCACAGAUCCGCACGCUGAAGUCUUGGAUUGGCGCUCCGCGGUCACCGGCUUGUUCAGCUGGAAGGAUAUGGAAGCAGCUCGAAAGUCUGGAUACAAGGUCUUCAAGGGCUGGAUGGCAGCACGGAACGCACUACACAAAUUUAUCGACAAGGAGACUAUCGUGGUCGGCCACAAUCUGCGCUCCGAUCUCGAUUCCCUGCGCAUGGUCCACGGACGUGCUGUUGACGCCGCCAAGGUCGUUGAGAAAGCUGCUCAGGGUCCACUCAGCAAGGCGCAGUUAGCAUUGGACAGUCUGUGCAAGACUUAUUCUGAGAUCAAUCUUAGGAGUGACCGGGAAUAUGGUCGGGAUAGCCUCAUGAACGCCUUUGCAGUACGUGAGUUUGGUCUUUGGGCACUCAAAAAUAGGGAGCAGCUCGCCCGGAUUGCUAAACAGAAGAGUCUGGACUACCAGGCCGCCAUGCCAAGAGCUGCUGUUGUGGGAGCUUGA
This is a messenger RNA of Alternaria burnsii, 2088 nucleotides long. RefSeq lists its product as uncharacterized. Gene Ontology annotation, cellular component: nucleus. NCBI's taxonomy places the organism in Eukaryota, Fungi, Ascomycota, Dothideomycetes, Pleosporales, Pleosporaceae. The coding region runs from base 1 to 2088 and encodes 695 amino acids. Gene Ontology annotation, molecular function: exonuclease activity; nucleic acid binding. The transcript has a single exon. The record is from RefSeq and is a predicted model, not a curated record.